CUGGAUUGUUGUGUUUUUUCUUUGUAAACCCAUCUUCACUCAAAUAAUACAUAAAGAUUGUAUUUGUGUAGCUUAUUAUUAUGUAUAUAUUCAAUUUCCAAGUACUUUUCCUGGAAUGGGAUAGAGGAAUAACCAUUGAAGACUGGAUGCUUCAGCUUAUUAUAGAAGCUUGCCACCUGCAGAAAUGCAAAAGGCAAAGGAUGGGUUCAGUGCAAUGGAUAAAACUGGAAGUGGAAAAGUGAGCCUCAAGGAAUACUCGGAAUAUUUUAAACAAAGAGGGCUUGUAGAGCUUACUUAUCCCGAUUUGUUCAAAGCAUUGGAUACAAAUGGAGAUGGCAGACUCGAUUUCGAUGAAUAUAUCACUGUCUACUACCUCUGCAUGAACAAUAAACUGAUAUAUUGUGGAGAAUGCGGGGUCUUUCUCUCUGGAUCCUACAUGAGUUGCCGUCAAUGCUUCAAUAAUGGUUCUGGGGAUCCCUAUAAUAUUUGUUAUGAUUGUUAUAGCAGAAACAACAUUGAUCAUCAUAAGGAUGCUACCUUUGUCGAUAAUAUACAACUCCACUGCUUCGCAGUUAAAGGCUCUGCAGAUAACAAUGGCUCCACAACUCGAAGCUCCGGUGGUAAGAUACGUACGAGGGAUAAACUUACAGCAGCUAUGUUAGGGGUCUCGAUGGUGAAUUUAGGAAUAAAUACUGCAAAGUUUGUGGCAACUAGUAAACCAGACGCUGCAUCCGGAUUAUCCGAGCAUGGAAGUACUUCUGCUGAUGUCGUAUCCAAUGUUUCGGGACAUGGAAGUAAUUUUGCUGAGCAUUUAAGUAGUGCUGCUGAUCUUGCAUCAAAUUGUUCUGUCAUGUAAAAUGUAUAUUUUGCAGCCUUCAACAAAAAAGAGAGCUGUAAAACUUGUGUGCUUGACUAUA
This is a messenger RNA of Jatropha curcas, 917 nucleotides long. RefSeq lists its product as uncharacterized. The record is from RefSeq and is a predicted model, not a curated record. Gene Ontology annotation, molecular function: calcium ion binding. Lineage: Eukaryota; Viridiplantae; Streptophyta; Magnoliopsida; Malpighiales; Euphorbiaceae.